This is a messenger RNA of Esox lucius (northern pike), 2839 nucleotides long. RefSeq names its product ribophorin I (gene rpn1). NCBI's taxonomy places the organism in Eukaryota, Metazoa, Chordata, Actinopteri, Esociformes, Esocidae. Gene Ontology annotation, cellular component: membrane; oligosaccharyltransferase complex. The record is from RefSeq and is a predicted model, not a curated record. The transcript has 10 exons. Bases 119 to 1933 code for a protein of 604 amino acids.
GACGCGUCAUCCUUUCGGCUGCGGCUUCGAAUCGAUUCUAGAGAGCUGUGCGCGGCCUUUCUUUGCUGCUUUUGUUUCAGCCCAACAAUUACCCAAACUAUCUGCUGUUUAAUUCGUUAUGAUGGCGGGAAAUAAACUCUCCGUCAAACUCCCGACUUUUCUGCUCCUUAUCACUGGACUGUGUUAUCAAGUUGCUGCUGACGACGGGCUGGUGAACGAGGAGGUUAAACGAACCGUGGACCUGAGCACGCAUCUUGCUAAGAUUACAGCAGAGAUACUUCUGUCAAACCAGGGAGAUUCUGCCGUGCAUAGCUUUAUAUUAGCAGUAGAGUCUGACCUGGCCCCCCACCUCGCGUACAUCGGAGCAUCAGUAAAGGGUGAUGAAGAGGAGGAUGGUAUGCUUGAGCUCAAGCAGACAGCAAUCCAAGGUCAAAGUGGGGAGUUCUACAAGGUGCAGUUGCCAUCCAGCCUGGGCGCGGGCGCUAAGCUGCGGGUGAAGGUGGAGACCGUGUUCAGCCAUGUCUUGAGGCCCUUCCCCACCCACAUCACCCAGGCGGAGCGUCAGCUGGUGGUGUUCCAGGGGAACCACUAUUUGUUCUCUCCCUACCCCACCCGCAGCCAGACAACCCGCGUCCGCCUCGCCUCUAAGACCGUGGAGACCUACACCAAGUUGGGCAACCCCAGCAAGAGCGAUGACGCCAUAGAGUACGGCCCCUUCCGCGACGUGGCCCCCUUCAGUGAGGACACCAUGAAAGUCCACUAUGAGAACAACACCCCCUUCCUCACCAUCAGCAGCAUCACGCGUACCAUUGAAGUCUCUCAUUGGGGCAACAUCGCUGUGGAAGAGACCAUUGACUUGAGGCACACCGGGGCAUUUCUGAAAGGGCCUUUCUCCCGUUAUGACUAUCAGCGCCAGUCUGACAGCGGCAUAUCCUCUGUGAAGUCCUUCAAGACCAUCCUUCCUGCCUCAGCUCAGGAUGUGUAUUAUCGGGAUGAGAUCGGCAACAUCUCCACCUCCCACCUCCAGGUGCUGGAGGACUCUGUGGAGGUUGAGGUGAGGCCCCGCUUCCCGCUGUUUGGCGGCUGGAAGACCCACUACAUUAUUGGCUACAAUCUGCCCAGCUACGAGUAUCUCUACACCCUGGGUGAUCAGUACGCUCUGAAGAUGAGGUUGGUUGACCAUGUGUAUGACGACCAGGUCAUCGACUCGCUCACCGUGAAACUCAUACUGCCAGAAGGUGCCAGGAACAUCCACGUGGAGACGCCCUACCCCAUUGACCGCGUCCCGGACCAGCUACACUACACCUACCUGGACACCUUCGGCAGGCCUGUGUUGGUGGCCUCCAAGACCAACCUGGUUGAGCAGCACAUCCAGGACAUAGUGGUGCAUUAUACCUUCAAUAAGAUACUGAUGCUCCAGGAGCCUCUGCUGGUGGUGGGGGCCUUCUACAUCCUCUUCUUCACCGUCAUCAUCUACGUGCGCCUGGACUUCUCUAUUACCAAGGACCCAGCGGCCGAGGUGCGUAUGAAGGUGGCGUCCAUCACAGAGCAGGUCCUGACCCUGGUCAACAAGCGUCUGGGGCUGUACCGUCACAUGGAUGAGGUGGUGAAUCGCUACAAGCAGUCCCGAGACGCCGGGGCCCUGAACAGCGGCCGGAAGACCCUGGAGGCUGACCACCGAACCCUGACCAAUGACAUCAGCUCUCUGCAGGCCCGCCUCAAAGCAGAGGGCUCUGAUCUGGCUGAUAAGGUGGGGGAGGUGCAGAAGCUGGACGGCCAGGUGAAGGAGCUGGUGUGCCGUUCCUGUCAGGAGGCUGAGCGCUUGGUGGCCGGCAAGGUGAAGAAGGAGGCCUACAUCGAGAACGAGAAGAACCUCGCAAGCAAGAGACUGGAUCUGGUGACCCGCAUUGACAGCCUGCUGGACACCCUGUAGACACCACACUACACGUGUUUGGCUGUACUCACACACACACACACACACACACACACACACACACACACAGGUGCUGCUUGAGUUACACAUCCGUUGAACUGCUAUUGCAAUCAUUUAAAUAAAUAAAAUAAAUGUCAACAUUUGUACAGGCGUACAUGCCUGGCUGUCUGUCCGCCUUCUGAGACCCACGCACUCAUUUAAAGUCACCUGUAGGUGUUUGCCUGUGCCAUGGUGCCUCGCUAAGUAACACCACGGCAUCUCAUUUAACACCGCAGGGAAUGCUUGUGCCACGUCUCACGAGGCAGUGUCCCAGCGUUCAACUGUGGAACUGCUCUGUCGCUCAGAGUAAAUGCAGCAUUGUGUAGAAAUUUACAAUACUUUUUUUGUAUCGUUUUGUUCAUUUCUCUCUUUUUUUUUUUUAAAUGAUUGUCGGAAAUACAUUUUCCCUUACGGAUGUUUGAGUUACUGUCAGUCGUCUUGUACAUGGCCGAUGUCUGUGUUCUUCCAACUCGUGCCCUCUAAACAUUGCAGUAGUCAUCAGUGCCACUGUCUCAAAUGAGGGGACCGUUGUGAGUCAAACAUCCACUGAAUGUCAUCUUUGCACUUACGAACUACAGUUGCUACUUCCCACUAGCCAUUACAUGUGUGUAUUUGAACAAAAAACAGAUCUACUUGUGUGUGGACAGAAAAGGGUUGUUCUCUUCAUGUUAAUUUUCUCAUUGUCCCUUUGUAAUAUUUUCUAACAUUUGUAAUAUUUCUCUUUUUGUAAAUUACAUUUUCUUUCAUAGGAGCUUAGCGAAUGCAUGAGAUUAGGCCAUCUGUGUGGGGAAGAGUAUGGGGCAAUUGAAGAUAUUGAGUGAUAACAUGGAAAAAAUGAACCAAAUUUAAAAUAAAAAAUAAAAAGCA